Molecule: messenger RNA, 1416 nt
Organism: Microcebus murinus (gray mouse lemur)
Lineage: Eukaryota; Metazoa; Chordata; Mammalia; Primates; Cheirogaleidae
Source: RefSeq, a predicted model, not a curated record
CUCCCAAAGUGCUAGGAUUACAGUUGUGAGCCAUUGUGCCUGGCCUAAACUGGAUCUCAAAUAGGAGGGUCAUGGAUCUCCCAUGCAGUUUAGUGUUACUAUGGAUGACAAGAUGACAAUGGCCUGGAUCUUGAACAAAAAAGUUAGAACGAUGCAACACACCCAGUCAACAAAGGGCACAGUAAGAAUGAUAAGGAAAAAAUGGAAAUGGUGGUUGCUCUGCUCAGCACAGUUCUUCCAAAGAGCCGAGACUCUUUGAGGGGUGAAACAGAAGAGGAUAGGAGCAGCUGGUGUGUGGAGAAGUGUUGCUCUUGGGGAAGGACGGAGGGUGAGGUGGGCCCAGUGACUCCUGGGUGCGCACAGUGACUCAUGUGGGCAGUUUGGCUCACGGGGCCAUGCCUCCUGCUUCCUUCCCUAGAAUCACACGAUGAUGAACAGAGGCUGGCUCAUUGGAAGAGGGCUCUUCAGGGCGAGGAAACGCCUUCCCGGAGGCCCGUGGGCAGUGGGGGUGGGGUGAUCUCUACAUAUAUACAGAGCUUCCCUGGCCUUCCAGAAAGAGUCCUGAAAAAAGAACCAUCAGGUCUGGCCCUGCAGGGUCCUAGCUGAGGCUGCAGGAGCGAAGGCCUGCUCUGAAAAGGAAGCCUUUGUCCAGAUUUUCUCUCUCCCACCCUGACUCUCACUACCAGACACAGAAUGCUCUUCUCUCCCUGUAUGUUGGCGUGCUCACGGACUUGCUCCCGCAUCCUGGGGCUGAGCCUUGGGACUUCAGCCCUGUUUGCUGCUAUGGCCAACAUGGCACUCCUCUUUCCUAAUUGGGAUGUGACUUUCCUGUUGAGGGGCCUCAUUGGCAGACAUGCCAUGCUGGGCUCUGGGCUCUGGGGAGGAGGACUCAUGGUCCUCACUGCAGCUACCUUCAUCUCCUUGAUGGGCUGGAGAUAUGGCUGCUUCAGUAAGAGUGGUCCCUGUCGAAGUGUACUUACUGCUCAGUUGUCAAGUGGCCUGGCUUUGCUUGGAGCCUUGAUUUGCUUUAUUACUUCUGGAGUAGCUCUGAAAGUUGGUCCUUUCUGCAUGUUUGAUGUCUCAUUCUUCAAUCAGACGCAAGCUUGGACAUACGGUUACCCAUUCAAAGACCUGCAUAAUAGGAAUUAUUUGUAUGACCAUUCACUCUGGAGCUCCGUCUGCCUGGAACCCUCUGAAGCUGUUGUUUGGCAUGUGUCCUUCUUCUCCGUCCUUCUGUGCAUCAGCCUUCUCCAGCUUCUCCUGGUGGUCAUUCAUUUCAUCAACAGCUUCCUGGGCCUUUUCUGCAGCCUCUGUGAGAAGUGACAGGUAAUACCCUUUUAUGCAUGGGUGUUUUCAUCAUAAGCUGCCUUGAAUCUUUUUGAGUAGUGGGUAUGAACUAUACAGACUUCCCUUUUA